Leptopilina heterotoma is the source of this 3652-nucleotide messenger RNA. RefSeq names its product microtubule-associated protein tau-like. The transcript has 9 exons. Gene Ontology annotation, cellular component: neuron projection. Gene Ontology annotation, molecular function: microtubule binding. Bases 594 to 3104 code for a protein of 836 amino acids. NCBI's taxonomy places the organism in Eukaryota, Metazoa, Arthropoda, Insecta, Hymenoptera, Figitidae. Gene Ontology annotation, biological process: microtubule cytoskeleton organization; neuron projection development. The record is from RefSeq and is a predicted model, not a curated record.
AAUAUUUAUUUACCACACAAUCAAUUGUUUGUUUUAUUAUUUCAAGUUUUCCUUUUCUGGAGAAUGUAAAAAAUAAACAUUUCACAGACCUAAGUCCGUUUUUAAUUACCAUUUAAGAAAGCUCUUAGAAAAUAUUCGCUUUGUCCUUAAGUAGAUAUUCGUGCCUUUUAUAUAAAAUGCUGGUAGAAAGUACUCACAUAAUUUCACCAUUAUCGUCAAUGUUAAUUAAAAAGUUGGUAUUUUCAUGGUAAAUAUAUAAUUAGAUAUUCGAAAUGCACAAGUGCGUAUUCCACACGUUUCACCCUUAGAAAUAUUUAACCCUCAUUGUCAUGGAAUAACUAGCUUUCAACACGUAAGGGUAGAAUCACGGAACAAAGUAGGCCGAGUUGAAAAGGACAUUUUCAAAUCGAGCGUGAAUAAAGAUAUUUUCAUUCUCGAGCAACAGGUUAAUGGAGAACUUUAUUUUUCGACCAUCCUGAUCGACUAUUCGAAUAUCGAGAGAGAAAGAGAGAGAGGUUCUUUAUUUUUUUUUUAUUUUUACUUUUAAUUUAUUUUUCUUUCGUUUGAUUUUUUAAUUUAUUUUGGUGUCAAUUAUGGAUCAACCAAUCACACCCCGAAUUGCAGAUCAACCUGCUAAUCAACCACCUCAAAUGGUGAAACAAAAUCCUCCGAGUUUUCAGCAGUCGCCACAAGGAGGACCGCAAAGAUUCCCAGUGAAUAAUAAUGGUCCAGGCCAGCCUCCUCCACCACUACGACAUUUAGACAGUAGAUCAUCAUUGCUUCCCGGUCAAUUUCCCCAAUCUAGACCACCGCCUCCAUACGGACCAAGGCCUCGAAACGUCUUCUAUCCCAGAUCACCCGGCAGUCAACCGCCUCCUCCAAUUUCCGGUUCUCCAAUUCCUCCAGGAGCACCAGGUCAAUAUCCAAAUCCCCAACUUUCCGUCCCUGGCUCGCCAAUUCAGGCCGUACCACAACAAACAUUUCCAGGUCCACGUUUCAUUCAAAAUCCAAACAUCCGUGGUCCAUUACCGCCUCCUCAACGACCACCAUUCUCCGGCAAUCCUCAACAAUUCUUUCCAAGAAAUAGUAGCGAUCAACUGAGAGGACCCGCCGAUUUCGUCCAAAGUCAAAAAUUACAACGUAAUGAUUCCGUCGCAAAUUUAAAUCCCCGUUUUCCAAUUGUUCCCGUUGACAGGCGACCACAACUAAUCCCUCAGAUUUCCGUCGAGAGAAUGUCAGACGACGGGACGAAGGUGACGAUGUCUGGCGAUGGCGAUAUCAAGAAACUGGCGAAGGAAAACGACGACGAUGAUGACGUUGUCGUGGACAGUGAAAAAUUGUCGGCGAAAAUCGACACACCACGAUCGCCACGUCUCUCGAUUUCCAGUCGGCAAAAUUCCGGAUCUAUCGAUGGGGAAAGAAUGCAAAUUUCCGGUCUCAAUUCUCCAGCUCGUAUUCAAUCUGCAGGUAGUCAUCAAUCGCCGGGUCAGCAAUCUCCAGGUAGUCAUCAAUCGCCAGCAAGUCAUCAAUCGCCAGUUAGUCAUCAAUCGCCGAUUCAGCAACAAUCCCCAGCCAGUCAUCAAUCGCUGAUUCAGCAACAAUCUCCAGUCAGUCAUCAAUCGCCAGCCCAUCAGCAAUCCUCAAUUCCAAUUUCUGCUCCAGUCAGUAGACCCCCAUCAGCCGCAUUGAGUCCCAAUAAAAUGUCCCGACCACCUUCUGCAAUAAAGGAAACAACGGAUAAUUUAAUAUCGCCAGAGAACAAAUCUGAUGAACAAUUGUCAUCAAAAUCACCCGAUAUUUCUGACACUAAUGCAGAAAAUCCUCAAGAUGGGGAGACGGUGGAAGUGGUCCAGGGAAAAAUUUCAAUUCCAAAUACUCCGAAAUUACCAAAGACUCCGGACAGUGUGCAGGGUUUUGACAAUGGUAUGAGAAGAUCGCUGACAUCGAGAUCAUCGUCUGAAUCCAAAUCACCAAAAUCGCCGAGGUCGCCUGGAUUCAAGGCGUUCGACGAGGAAGAAGAAAAGAAACGUACGACAUUUGCCGAUAUGGACGAAAAUGGAGAUAUUGGUUCCGAUGAUUCGAGAUCGAAAUCGGGUUACACGACUCCAACUACUCCGAGGAAGAGAAUUUCUUCGGGAAGUCGUUCGCCGUCAAAGGAAAAUCGGAGAUCUCUCUCUGCACGAGGAUUGAGAACAGACGCUGAAAAUGACAGUGGCGUUGAUGAAUCAACACAACGUGGAGAGGCGCCUACGUUAAAUGGAAUCAGAAGUUCUCCGACAAAGAGAACGUCUUCAAAGUCAAGGGAAGCGGAUAAAAGUUCGAUGGCCGGCUCUCCCGUGAAGUCGCCAAGUAAAUCCGCGAAAUCUCUACUCAGAACACCAGAUACGGCUUCAUCGGCAAGCAUUCAAGACAAGAAAUUGCCCAUGAAUAAAGUGCAAGUCGGAGCAGCGCCUUCGCCUAAUUUAAAAACAGUGAAAUCGAAAAUCGGCUCCCUAGCGAAUACAGCUUAUAAGCCAGGAGGUGGAAAAAUCAAAAUUGAAAAUAGAAAAUUGGACUUUAGUAAGGCACAACCAAAAAUUGCAGCCAAAAAUGAUAAAUACGCACCAAGUGGCGGCGACAAGAAGAUCCAGCAAGUGAAACUGCAAUGGAAUGCAAAAUCGAAAAUAGGCUCAUUGGAAAAUACAACACACAAGCCAGGAGGUGGAGACAAGAAGAUCGAAACGGUGAAGUUAGAUUUUAAGGACAAGGCAAAACCGAAGGUCGGUUCUAAAGACAAUACAAAACACGUACCAGGAGGUGGCACUGUUAAGUCAUUGGAGACACCACCAAAUACUCCUUCUCAGGACACAUCGUCUAAUGAUAUCGAGACGCAGAAAGUUGAUAUUAAGGCUGAAAGCAAAAUUGGCUCGCUUGAUAAUGUCAAACACAAGCCAGGCGGUGGUGACAAGAAAAUCUUCAAUGACAAAGAUUAUCUCCGACAGACCAGUUCAAAUGCUGAGAGUCUUAGUGGAAGCGGCUCUCAGAGUCCAAUACCGUCUGGCGCAAUCAACAAUGACAAGAAUGGUCUUCCACAAUCGGACGAAAACCUCAACCAGGAAUGCUAGGUCUUCACUACUUAACUAUCAUCGCGUUAACUUUUGAAGUUCAUACAUCCCGAAGAAAAAAGGGCUUUUCAAUUCCUUGUCGACUAUCACAUCGCAAGGGAUUUUAAAAAAGCCGAUCUAAAUCCUGCCAUUUCUGACAUCCCUCGAGGCCAUAGAAAUACAAAAUUUUUUAAUACUUGAUAAUGGAAAAUAAAAAUAGCUACAAAAAAGAAAAUCUUCUCAACUUUAGAAAAAAAUUUUACUCUUGAAUAUUAAUAUUAAAAAUUAAAAACUAAUUUUUCGUCUCUAAUAAUCAUACGAAUCAUUGUGAAAAUCAUUUUUUUAAAUACUACAAAAUCAUAAUUAGAAAAAAAAGAAAAAACAUAAAAACUAGGAAAAAAAUUUGUACAAAUAAAGAAAAUCUGUGACUUUGGAAGAAUGUAAAGAUUUUGAUUGAAUUUUAAAACUGAAAAAUUUUAUUUUAAUCUACAUGUGAUUUUUUCUAUUUUUUUUUUAAUUGUGACAAUUUUUAUUUCUUAUUUAUUCCUAAUUUUAUUUAUAAUUCUUAA